AUGGCCAAGCUUGGACUUCGCUCCAUCUUCAUGCUCAUGGCGAUAAUCCUCCUGGCAGUGGGUCUGUACCAGAGGCUUUGGGUCGUGCAAAUGGACCUCAACCACGAGCGCCACAACAGGUUUCUUAACCAGCGCGAUUCCAUCCAGAUGACUGACUUGAUGCGCGAGAGGGAGCGCACGAUUCAGCUGCUUCUCCAGGAAAAGCUCAAGCUCGAUCAGCUCUUCUACAAACUCGGAUCUUCUCACUUUCACCAUGGCAUUCGGUGCGUGCUCGCGCGUUGGAAGCUUCUUAGAGGCCCGGGAUUUGUACGCGAGAUUUGCCAGUGGCAUCUGCGCGCUCGCAACGCUUUGAUUUACAUGUUUGCGGAGUGCGGGAGCCUGGACAAGGCCCGGGGCGUUUUCGAUGGGAUGGAUCGGGACUCUGUGAGCUGGAACACCAUCUUCACGGCCUAUGGAAACGAUGAGCUUACGCCCAAGCUGCGAGCGGUGGCUCGCAGGCCGUUUCUCUCUUUGAAAAGCUGGAUCUGGAGGGCUUCUCCCCUAGCCGGUCGAGAAGUUCACGCGCGGGUGAUUUCUAGCGGCGUGCGGCGGAACUAUAUCCUGGACAACGCGCUCCUCAGGUGCGGCAGCCUCCACGACGCGAAGAAGGUACGCUGCUUACGUAAUGGUGGCUGCUUACGCUCUCCAUGGCCGCCACCGCGAGGCCAUCUCGGUGUUCUACACCAUGGACGUGGAGCCGAACUCGGUGACUUUCACCAACGCCAUUGCUGCUUAGCUCGAUGCUGGAGAACUCGGAAGCUCCACUCACGGAUACAGUCCCGUCGCAUCAAGCUAGCUUGCGGCCGAGAACUUUCUAGUGAAGUUGUACGCAAGCUGCGGAAGCCCGAGAGCUCCUUCGAGCUGAUAAGCAGGAAGGACGCAUCGUCCUGGAACGCUUUGAUGGUGCCUUACAUCCAGCAAAAUGAGUGCUGCGGCGCCCUUGCUCUCGCGAAGAGACCUCGAAGGCAUCAAGCUGGACUCCGUCACCUUCGUUUACUUGAUCACGGCCAUCGCUGCUGCCGGCAGCUCCGGGUGUACGGCCAGGCGAAUCCACUCACGGGUUCUCGAGCGCUCCUGGCAGCCGGAGGCCAUGGUGGUGAUAGCAACGCCUUGAUCAACAUGUACGCCGCCAGAGUGUUCGAGGAGAUGCCGGUGAAGAACGACACGUCCUGGACGGCGCCCGAGCUCUCGCGCUCUACGAUGAAUGGAGCUCCACCAUGCGAUAUAACACUUAACGUGGUCCUGCUCGCUUGCAAUCACUCGGGUCUCCAGGAAGAAGCGUGGUAUCACUUUACUUAUACGUCGCGAGACUAUGGAGUGGAGCUGAAGAGAGUCCACUACCAUUGCAUGCUCGAUGUCCUUGCGCGGCAGGAUCUCUUGGAGGAGGCGUGCCAUUUGCUAACAACGAUGCCCUGCGAGGGUGGAAAUACCAGUUUUUUGCAUGGCGGCCUACGCGUAGCACCGCCGAGCUCUCGAGCUCUACCAUGGACCACGGUAACUCUUCCUUGUGCUCCUGCUCGCUUGCAACCACUCCGUGUCGUGGUAUCACAUCACUGCGAGACUACGCCGUGGAGCUGGAGAGAGUCACUACCAUUGCAUGCUCGACGUCCUUGCGCGACAGGGCCUCUUGGAUGA
Selaginella moellendorffii is the source of this 1674-nucleotide messenger RNA. Its product is annotated as pentatricopeptide repeat-containing protein At2g03880, mitochondrial-like. Gene Ontology annotation, biological process: RNA modification. NCBI's taxonomy places the organism in Eukaryota, Viridiplantae, Streptophyta, Lycopodiopsida, Selaginellales, Selaginellaceae. Bases 1 to 1674 code for a protein of 557 amino acids. The record is from RefSeq and is a predicted model, not a curated record. The transcript has 5 exons. Gene Ontology annotation, molecular function: protein binding; RNA binding.